Mycena indigotica is the source of this 1179-nucleotide messenger RNA. Its product is annotated as Actin-related protein 2. Gene Ontology annotation, biological process: Arp2/3 complex-mediated actin nucleation. The coding region runs from base 1 to 1179 and encodes 392 amino acids. The transcript has 7 exons. Gene Ontology annotation, cellular component: Arp2/3 protein complex; actin cortical patch. Lineage: Eukaryota; Fungi; Basidiomycota; Agaricomycetes; Agaricales; Mycenaceae. The record is from RefSeq and is a predicted model, not a curated record. Gene Ontology annotation, molecular function: actin filament binding.
AUGGACUCUGACCUGCCGCUCGUCGUCGACAACGGCACUGGGUUCGUCAAAGUUGGAUAUGCAGGGUCCAAUUUCCCUGAACAUGUUUUCGCGUCUGUGGUUGGGCGGCCAAUACUACGAGCUGAAGAGCGUGUCGGAUCCGCAGUCAUCAAGGACAUAAUGGUUGGCGACGAGGCGGCAGAGAACAGAAAUUACCUCCAAAUCACACAGCCAAUGGAGCACGGAAUCGUACGCAACUGGGAAGACAUGAAAUACCUCUGGGACUAUACUUUCGACGAGAAACUGAAGGUUGACACCAAGGGUCGCAAAGUCUUGCUAACCGAGCCUCCGAUGAAUCCUAAGGUCAACCGACAGCGGAUGUGCCAAGUUAUGUUUGAAGAAUAUGGCUUUGGCGGCGUCUAUAUUGCGAUUCAGGCAGUACUCACUUUGUAUGCGCAAGGCUUGACGACCGGAGUUGUGGUCGAUUCUGGUGACGGCGUAACGCAUAUUGUCCCUGUCUACAGUGGUUUCGCUCUCCCGCACUUGACGCGUCGGUUGGAUAUAGCUGGAAGGGAUGUAACGCGCUAUCUGAUCAAGCUUCUCCUCAUGCGAGGCUACGCUUUCAACCGUACUGCGGACUUCGAGACGGUCCGAGAGAUCAAAGAAAAGCUUUGUUACGUGAGCUACGAUUUGGACAUGGAUACAAAACUUUCUGAGGAGACCACCGUCCUGGUUGAGAACUAUACGCUUCCCGAUGGCCGUGUUAUCAAAGUGGGCUCUGAACGAUUCGAAGCACCUGAAUGCAUGUUCCAGCCACAUCUCGUGGAUGUUGAGCAACCAGGAAUGGCGGAAAUGCUCUUCCAGACAAUCCAAAAUGCAGCUGUGGAUGUCCGUUCAGAGCUUUACAAGCAUAUUGUCCUUUCUGGUGGUUCUAGCAUGUACCCUGGUCUUCCCAGUCGUUUGGAGAAGGAGAUGAAGCAAUUGUACUUGACUCGCGUCUUGAAUGGCGAUCCUUCACGGUUGAACAAAUUCAAGAUCAGGAUUGAAGAUCCUCCUCGUCGGAAGCACAUGGUUUUCUUGGGUGGUGCAGUCCUUGCUGACAUUAUGAAAAACCGAGCAGACUUUUGGAUAUCACGCGAGGAGUGGUUCGAGCAAGGUAUUCGCUCGCUGGAUAAACUCGGACGCGGAGAAAAUAAUUAG